Messenger RNA from Globicephala melas (long-finned pilot whale), 516 nucleotides. Its product is annotated as talanin. The record is from RefSeq and is a predicted model, not a curated record. NCBI's taxonomy places the organism in Eukaryota, Metazoa, Chordata, Mammalia, Artiodactyla, Delphinidae.
AUGGCCACAGUCAAUCUGGUGACUGAAAAGCCUGGAUGCUGGAAUAUAGACAGGAAUCAAGCAGACAUAAAUCCUUGCUCUCAUGGAGCUAAGCUUCAGCUAGAGGAGAUAAACAAUGGGAAGGGGAGAGGGAGCAGGCCUGGCUUUGCCUCCACAAAGGCAAACCAUUUUAAGAAGCUGCUGAUGGAAGAGUCUCCCCUUUGGAAAGGCCAUCUUCCCUCCCAUCAUCUCCAUCCCGUAGAGAGGAAAACCCAGGCUUGGUGUUGGCAGUCAGGCAGUUCAUCAGAACUGAAACCACCUAACCAGCAUCCACCGCCCCCCCCCCCCGCCACCGCCCCUCUCCCGCCCCCCUUGCCGACUGGAAGCAACCAUGACAUGGUGCUCAGAGCCCUUGCAGAGGUGUGCUGUGGUCUCUCUGAGCUCAUCACGGCACCUUCCUAUGCAGGAGUUUCAAUUCAAGGUCAUUUUUGGUUCCUUUUAAGUAGCAGACUCAGAACCAGAUCUAUUCAAGUGUAG